AUGGGCAUGGCAGAUUGGACACAGUGCCGGGGCCUCAUGAUGCUUGUUCGCACGGACGCCUUGUCGCCCCAGAUAUUGGCGCACAACUGCUUAAAGUCUGAGAUCAAGACCAUGGCAACCACGCCGCCCCGAAUGGAGCCCGUGGAAAGUAUUGUGGAGCAUCGUUCGGCCCAGAACAUUGCGUUGCGGUGGAAGAUUCCAUGGGGCAACGGCGACGUUAUCCGCAGGAUCGAGGUGAAAUGGCAUUUUCAGGUAUCUCCCAACGGCAAAGCCCUGCAUGCCAUGAGUUUCCUGUGGUGGCCCAUGCUGCACCAGCCAGCGUUUGCAAACGACUUCACUUGCAGGACAUCGAGAUUUGAUACCGCGACGUCCCGGAUGCCCUUCUUGGAGUCUCAGUUUCGGACCUUCAUUCUCGGUGCUUGGUGCGCUGUUCUUUUGUGGUUCUUCACUGGAACAGUCAGUCUUGUGAAGCUGUGCUUCUUCCUCGAAUUCUCAUGUAGCCGCGGGCCUUUCGGAGGUUCCAGCAUCGAUCCAAACUCCGUGUCCGUGCACGUAGGAGAACAGUUGACCGUGCUGGAGAAGAGCCAUGAUGGAACCUGGAUGCUCAUUGCCCUUGAGAACGGCAAGCACGGCUGGGUUCCGAGCAUCUGCUUGGCCCUUGAACCUCGACCCGAGCAGCGCGCGGACUCGCCCAAGAGCAUGGACUCGCCCAAGAGCGUGGACUCGCCCAAGCGCGUGGAAUCGCCCAAGCGCGUGGAAUCGCCCAAGUCUGUGCCCACGACUCCGGCGCCUACCUGCGAGCCCACAGUCAUCGUUACUCACCCGGAGUACAUGGACCAGACCACGAGGCGCGAGCUCCUGCGAACGAUCUCAGAUCACCAGCAGGGCCUUACCCCGAAGGAAAAGCUUGGUCUCUUCAAUUCCAAAAUCCCACGAUGCAGCUGCCUCGACGGACUCAAACGACUCUGCGGCUGCUGCGCGAAAUGA
Molecule: messenger RNA, 987 nt
Organism: Symbiodinium sp. CCMP2456
Lineage: Eukaryota; Dinophyceae; Suessiales; Symbiodiniaceae
Source: the annotation of a GenBank genome assembly